ACUAAACCGACUUAGUGUGGGGACAGGCAAGGACGCAGACCCAGGUUUUCUCUUCUUCCUGGUGCAACGCCGUCGCCGUUGUGGGUUGGGCUUCAGUCCUUGGGUCAAUGCCAGUCCCAUUCCCAUAAGAGGGAGAACUUACCCGCCACAUCGUGACUGUUGCAAAAUUGCCUCAUUUUCUGCUGCUGACUGCGGACUGUACCCAAAGAAAGACACUGCACUCCAAUCUGCGCAGCACAUUCAAUGCUAUACACUGAGCACCGAAACUGAUCGCCCUUUCCUACUCUACAGUCUCCUCCUCUCCUCUUACUCAGACUUUACUACUGUCGUGUGCCAUCUUACUCAUUUCGCUCACAUCCUCCUCUUUCCCUCUCUUCACUCUCACCGAACUUCAUCAUCAUGCUGUCCUACGAGAAGAGACCCGCCAUGGGGAACCCGACACCGGCGACGUCAGAUCACCUACCUCUCAACACUUCCUCCUCGAGUCUGCAAACCAAUGGCUUGACAUCCAGCAAGAACCAGCCAAAAUCCGAACAUCACCACCUCUGGCUGGUAACUGGCCCCGCCGGUUGCGGAAAGAGCACCGUUGCACAAUUCAUCGCCAAUGCCAUGAACCUGCCCUACAUCGAAGGCGAUGAAUUCCAUCCUCAAGCCAAUGUCGACAAGAUGUCCAAAGGCAUACCUCUCACCGAUGCCGACAGAUGGGAUUGGCUUACCCGUCUGCGAGACGAAUCAUUACAACGUCUGUCCUCUGGGUCUCAAGGUGUCGUCCUGACCUGCUCUGCCCUCAAGAGAAAAUACCGAGACGUCAUCCGCGUCGCUCCUUAUUACGACCACGACGUCCGCGUCCAUUUUAUAUAUCUGCAUGCACCAGAAGAGGUCCUCAUCCAGCGGGUUCAAGCCAGACAAGGACAUUUCAUGGGCGCGAGUAUGGUACAUAGUCAAUGCAGCAUCUUGCAGCCGCCCGGAAAGGAAGAGACCGACGUCAUUUCCGUCGAUGUCAGCGGGAGUCUCGAACAAGUCGAAGAGGAGGCACUUUCGAAAAUCGAAGAUGCCAUUGCGAGAGAACUCAUGCGCGACUCAUAAUCGUGGUGAUCGGCGUUGCGCCUGCAUGUUUGCGUUUUGCGGGGAAAGAAAGGCUUGUUGCUAUCAUCGUGCAUGGAGUUUAAAGUUCUCGGACCAUCAAUCACCACGGGCUUUCCUUUGCUCUACCCUAAUUCCUUCUCCUCCUUGUUCUUUCCUUCCACCAUCAUCUUUGGGCGUCUAAUACCGAG
This is a messenger RNA of Mollisia scopiformis, 1274 nucleotides long. RefSeq names its product glucokinase. The transcript is spliced from 2 exons. The record is from RefSeq and is a predicted model, not a curated record. Gene Ontology annotation, molecular function: gluconokinase activity. The coding region runs from base 400 to 1086 and encodes 228 amino acids. Lineage: Eukaryota; Fungi; Ascomycota; Leotiomycetes; Helotiales; Mollisiaceae. Gene Ontology annotation, cellular component: cytoplasm.